This is a messenger RNA of Penicillium nucicola, 216 nucleotides long. RefSeq lists its product as uncharacterized. The record is from RefSeq and is a predicted model, not a curated record. NCBI's taxonomy places the organism in Eukaryota, Fungi, Ascomycota, Eurotiomycetes, Eurotiales, Aspergillaceae. The transcript has 3 exons. Bases 1 to 216 code for a protein of 71 amino acids.
AUGGAGACCGUCAAGAACGCCGCCAACUACGUUGCCGAGACCGUGCAGGGCACUGGUGCUGAGGCCUCCAAGGAGACCAACAAGCACGUCGCAAAGAACGACGAUGCCAAGAUUUCCACUCGUGCCACCGCAGCCAAGGAUGCCCUCGUCGACAAGAAGGACGAGACAGUGCACGACACCAAGGCCGAUGUCCACAAGGAACAGGCUAAGCAGUGA